This is a messenger RNA of Cloeon dipterum, 1533 nucleotides long. RefSeq names its product acidic fibroblast growth factor intracellular-binding protein (gene Fibp). The record is from RefSeq and is a predicted model, not a curated record. The transcript is spliced from 7 exons. The coding region runs from base 237 to 1337 and encodes 366 amino acids. Gene Ontology annotation, cellular component: nucleus. NCBI's taxonomy places the organism in Eukaryota, Metazoa, Arthropoda, Insecta, Ephemeroptera, Baetidae.
GCUAGCCACUAACCUGUCAGUCAGUCGAACAAAAAGCAAAAUAACAACAACAACAAUUUUGCGUCAACCACAUUGACCACAUUAAGAUUGGGCCAGACACAAUUAUUCACAAAAAAUAUUUUAUGGCACUUCGCUGACUUCACUCUUUUGCUUCGUUUAGAUCGUUUAGAUCUGGUCUUGGAGCGAACAUAAAAAAUAAUCUGAACAGUUUAAGCUAUUGACUUAAACUGCCAACCAUGGAUUUCUCCACGACGAUGGAAAUUUUUGUCAGCAAUUAUACAUUAAUCGACAAUGAAAUAUACGAACUCUGGGUUGAAGGAGUAUCAGCGAUUGAAGCUGUUUGCCAGUUGAAAGGAAAAGCACUUCUCCAACAAGGAUCCAAUGUUGAAAUGUUACAAAGUGAAAUUGAGGACCACUACAGAACGUACAGUCUUUUAGAACGUCUUCUUCAUAAUCCAGCAAAGAUCAAGGACCACCAACUAGAAUUUCAAAUAGAGCCGCAAAUAAUGAGCAUGCUUAUCCAAAGAUACUAUAAGUUUGAUGAUGCAGUUUAUCGGGAUAUUCUAGGCAAGAAACUCUCAACCAGAAACAGAAAGGACUUGGAUGACUUGAGUGAGCGCACUGGAAUCAAUAUUCUGUCGUGUAGACGCCAGUUCGACAAUGCCAAACGAGUUUUCAAAGUGGUUGAGGAGAUGCCUGGAUUAGUUGUCAAGAACAUCAUUGACAACUUUGCCUUGGACAAAGAAUUAGCAAAGAGUUACGCCACAGUCGUGUUCCUAGGAAGCUUGAGAUUUGACUGUACAAAAAGAAAAUUGCAGUACUUGUCAUUCCAAGACCUGUCACACUGCGCCCACGCAAUAAUGGCGAACUGGACUUGCAAAGAACAGGGACCAGAACAAGACGACACUGAGUUUGACAGAGAAUUUCUGCUCGACCUGAAGGACCUGCGCGUCAUGCUGGACAAGGACAGAGAGCACAAGCAUUUCAGCCUGGUCUGCACCAAAGUAAAGCCUCAAAUGCUUGAAAAAGUGUUUCAAGAUGUGGAGAACAACUUCAAAACCUACACCAGGGCAAUUUUGGGGAUCUCGUGUGGACUGCACAGAAGCAGAGAAAUGAGAACUUUGUUCAUCGACAUGGUGGAGAAAUGUCUGGAGCCCUGGUACGCCGCUCACUGGUCAAGAGCCGACCUCUCCAUCUUCCUUGAAGCUUACACCUACUCUGCACUAGAAAUGGAUGCGUUGAGGGAAGCCGAAUUGCGACAAUCAUGGGAGCGUUGUAUGAAAGUCCUGUCUACCAGUCUCAUUUGCCUGCACAAGGAUAAAAAAGAGAAGAAAUAAAACUUAAGCUGCAUAUCCCAAUGUAUGGAAUUUUACAAACUCUGGUAUCUAAUAGACUUCCCCCUGAAUUUCAACGUGAUAGAUUAAUUUGCUCUUCUGUCUGAUAUUAGUAGGGUUGAUGAGUUCUAGUCUCCAAAUUAGAAUAAAAUAAAAUAUAUGCGUUGUAUGUUUGUAAUAAAGUGUUAAUAUAAAUUUA